Molecule: messenger RNA, 1104 nt
Organism: Bactrocera oleae (olive fruit fly)
Lineage: Eukaryota; Metazoa; Arthropoda; Insecta; Diptera; Tephritidae
Source: RefSeq, a predicted model, not a curated record
UGAUUAUUAGCGAACCGAUAAGCGGCUUUUUGUAGGCACGUUUCAUAUAUUUACUAUAUAUAAGUUGAUAUACUUUGGGUUACUAUGGAUAUGAAGUUAUUGGUAUUUCUACUUUUUUUAUAUGGUAAUGUAAUUCCCAUACUGUGUAUGAUAAUACGGAGAACCGAUGCUGAAACUAUGCAAAUGAAGUCUUCACAAAGAGCUCGUCGUCAAAUCGAUAUAAAUUUGUCAGCUGAACAUGAUGAGAAUAACGACGAAACAGAAAUAGCUCUAGAAGCGAUAGCCAAUUUAUGGCGUAGUGCUGAUAGUAAAACACAGAUCGAUGGGUCAGCCAAAGUGAUACACCACAGCAAUUCUUUGAAUUCCGGAAAUACACGUUUUUCAGGACGUUUACAUGUUCAUCACGACUAUAGAAAAAAGUGAUUUCGUAAAACGUUUCCAAAUUAUUUGAGUUUCGACAUUAAUAUACUUUUUAAACAAUUUAAAAUAUAAUAUAAUAUAUUUAUAAUAAUAUACAUACUUGUACAUUCACAUAAGUUUGCAUGAUCAAUUAAAAAAUAAUAGUACAUACACAUAUUUAUGUUAAAUUGCCAUCACCGUUAUCAAUGUAGAGAUAAGAUGUUCUACAUAAAUUAUAUGCAUUGUCCGAUGGUCUUUCAAUCUAAGAGUGUUAUUUCGAAUACUGGGAUAUCUUUGAAAAACAAUGAGAGGGUUAAUCUCAGCAUAUAUUUUUAUAAUAAUGCUGAUGAAUUCUGAAGCACUCCGUCAAAAGUUGUAUGAAGAAAAAUUACAUCUAGAGCUUCUUAAAAGAUAUCAUCGUCAAUUGGAUCUAACAUUAACCGCUGAUCACGACAGCCGUCAACAAAAUACGGACUUAUCGCUAGAAGCAUUAGCAAACCUUUGGCGCAGUGCAGAUAGUAAAACGUCUGUUGAUGGAGGAAUUAAGUUGGUCCAUAGCAAAAACAAUUUUGAUACGGAUAGCACGAAAUAUUCAGCUCGUCUUGAUGUGAACUUUGAACUUGGAAAAAAGUAAAAAGUGAAUCUACAUAUACGUACAUAUGAAAUGCUCAAAUUUAUAAUAGAUAUUAUUAAAUAAAUAUGUAA